Molecule: messenger RNA, 2901 nt
Organism: Nannospalax galili (Upper Galilee mountains blind mole rat)
Lineage: Eukaryota; Metazoa; Chordata; Mammalia; Rodentia; Spalacidae
Gene: Vps4b
Product: vacuolar protein sorting 4 homolog B
Exons: 11
Coding region: 258-1592 (444 amino acids)
Biological process (GO): endosomal transport; vacuole organization
Molecular function (GO): ATP hydrolysis activity; ATP binding
Source: RefSeq, a predicted model, not a curated record
GCGGAAGUGUUCGGGCCAGAGGCGGGACCAGAGCCUAGAGGGGCUCGGGAUUGCGGAAGUUUAGUGAGGAGGGUCCGUCGGCUCACGGUGGAGUGUGGAGUUGAUUUAUAGUUCCGGAACCGAGGCUGCUGCUCGGGGUCCCAGAGCCACCAGCCUCCCGCGGUCUGCGGCUGUGACGUGGGGCGAGAUUCCAGGCACUGCUGCUGGCUGUCCUCGCCCCCUCGUUUGGCCGCCGGGAGCCGCUUCGGAUCUCCACCAUGGCAGCCACUGGCUCCAACCUCCAGAAAGCAAUAGAUCUUGCAAGCAAAGCGGCCCAGGAAGACAAAGCUGGGAACUAUGAGGAAGCCCUUCAACUCUAUCAACAUGCUGUUCAAUAUUUUCUCCAUGUUGUUAAAUAUGAAGCACAAGGUGAUAAAGCCAAACAAAGUAUUAGGGCCAAGUGUACAGAGUAUCUUGAUAGAGCAGAAAAACUAAAGGAGUAUCUGAAGAAAAAAGAGAAAAAACCACAGAAGCCAGUGAAAGAGGGACAACCAAGUCCACCUGAUGAGAAGGGGAAUGAAAGUGAUGGGGAAGCAGAAUCUGAUGAUCCUGAAAAAAAGAAACUACAAAAUCAACUUCAAGGUGCCAUUGUUAUAGAACGGCCAAAUGUGAAGUGGAGUGAUGUCGCUGGUCUUGAAGGAGCCAAAGAAGCACUUAAAGAGGCUGUGAUAUUGCCUAUUAAAUUUCCUCAUCUUUUUACAGGAAAGAGGACACCUUGGAGAGGAAUCUUACUAUUUGGGCCACCUGGAACAGGAAAAUCCUAUUUAGCCAAAGCUGUAGCAACAGAAGCAAACAACUCAACAUUUUUUUCAAUAUCUUCCUCGGACCUUGUUUCUAAAUGGCUGGGGGAAAGUGAAAAGCUAGUUAAGAACUUAUUCCAACUUGCCAGAGAGAACAAGCCUUCCAUUAUCUUCAUUGAUGAAAUUGACUCUCUCUGUGGUUCAAGAAGUGAAAAUGAAAGUGAAGCUGCUCGGAGAAUUAAGACAGAGUUCCUAGUUCAGAUGCAGGGAGUUGGUGUAGACAAUGAUGGAAUUUUGGUUCUGGGAGCUACAAAUAUACCUUGGGUCCUGGAUUCUGCCAUUAGGCGAAGAUUUGAAAAACGAAUUUACAUUCCUUUGCCUGAAGCUCAUGCCCGAGCAGCAAUGUUUAAACUGCACUUGGGCACCACUCAGAAUAGUCUCCAAGAAGUAGACUUCCAAGAACUUGGGAAGAAGACUGAUGGCUAUUCAGGGGCAGAUAUAAGCAUCAUUGUACGGGAUGCACUUAUGCAACCUGUUAGGAAAGUUCAGUCGGCUACUCACUUCAAAAGGGUUCGUGGGCCUUCAAGAGCCGAUCCUAACUGCAUCGUAGACGACCUGCUGACACCCUGCUCUCCAGGAGAUCCUGGGGCCAUUGAAAUGACAUGGAUGGAUGUCCCUGGAGAUAAACUCUUGGAGCCAGUUGUUUCUAUGUGGGAUAUGUUACGGUCUCUGUCUAGCACAAAACCUACAGUCAAUGAACAGGACUUAUUGAAAUUAAAGAAGUUUACAGAAGAUUUUGGCCAGGAAGGCUAAACCAAAGACAGCAAGGAACAUGUUCACUCUCUUUUCUUUCUUUCUUGGGUAUUUUUGCCUUUCUUGGAUGGCAUUCAGAUUUUUGCUGUAGAAGAACUCUUUUCUGACAGGGAAACAUGCAUCACACUUCAGAGUUCCCUUAAGUUUUGUGUUGUACUUUUCCUCUAUUACCUAUUAAAUGCUCCAGUUAACAAAAAUUGUAAAAUGAGUUAUAAGGAAAUGAGCAAUAUGUGAAUGACAUUUAAAAAAACAAAUUACCCAGUAAAAAGAGUGUUAAAUGUUGAUUGUCAUGCAAAUAUUUGGAAUUUUUCUGAGUGCUGGUCUUUGCAAAGAACAUUUUAUCAUUCUUUUACUAAAUUGAAAUAGGGCUUUAUAUUUUGAAAGAAAUUCUUAAACAUUCUUACCUAUGUACAGCUAUUUACUUUGCUAAAAAUUAAAAAUGACAGAAUCUUUACUCUCAGGGAUGGGCAAUAAAACAACAAAGAAUAAACAACAGCAAAAGCUGUGAUUGGUUCAGAAAGAUUUGGAAUUAGUGUACAGCCAGUGCUCCUAUAUUGAUUUUUUUAAUUGGUUGUGUUUUUUCUGUGUAUGACUAAAUGCUACCUUUCACUGUGCAAUCUCAAGAGAGACUUUCUAAAUUCAUCAUCUUUACCUUGAAGAAGAAAAUUGUCUACUUCAGUGUCUUUUUGUAGCAAGAUUGACCAAAAGAGGUGGUAAAUAAGUAUGAAUUUUUAAAUUACUGUCAUGAAAUACUGUAAAGGGAACCUUUGCUAAUAAGAAAAUGGCUUCCCUCUGGACGUGGGAACAUGUCCAGGUGUGUGUGUGUGUGUGUGUGUGUGUGUGUGUGUCUAAAAUUUUUUAAAUAUAGAAUAACAAGGGUUAUAUCUUAAACUUUUUACGUUCAGGGAACAGUUUGUCCUGGCCAUACAUACAUUAUUAGUGUGAUUUGUGAAGCUUUGGAAAUAAACUGAUGUCUCAUUAAAUAAUAAAUGUAAACGUGAUAUGUUAUUUUAAUGUCGUCAAAUAGUCUGAGGAUGGAUGUUACACACUUGCACAUCAAUACUAAGUUGUGCCUUCUACAUUUGCAUUGACUAUACAUGCAAAGUUAGUGGGUUAGCUAUAAUUACUAUGAAGUUUUACCUGGGAAACGCUGUCCAGUAACUUGCAUUUUAAAGUAUAUUUGCACAUUUUACAUAUUAUGCUAUAUGGUUGCCUUUGGUUUUCUGUACAGAUUAUUUUUGUUGAUAUUCAAUGAACAUCAUAGGCCUGAAAUAUACUGUUCUUAUGUGAAGUAAAUUACUAUAACCUA